Magnusiomyces paraingens is the source of this 213-nucleotide messenger RNA. RefSeq names its product mitochondrial 54S ribosomal protein bL36m. Gene Ontology annotation, biological process: translation; ribosome biogenesis. The record is from RefSeq and is a predicted model, not a curated record. The coding region runs from base 1 to 213 and encodes 70 amino acids. Lineage: Eukaryota; Fungi; Ascomycota; Dipodascomycetes; Dipodascales; Dipodascaceae. The transcript has 2 exons. Gene Ontology annotation, cellular component: mitochondrial large ribosomal subunit; ribosome. Gene Ontology annotation, molecular function: structural constituent of ribosome.
AUGUGGGCCUUAAUACGAAACUCUUUUGCCUCAGCUCGUCCUGCUCUCAACACUUCUUCUUUUCUCCAGAACCCCAUUCUUUCCCAGGUUCGGGGAAUGAAGGUCAAGUCUGCCGUUAAAAAGUUCUGCACCGGAUGCUACAUUGUCAGAAGAAAAGGCAGAACCUACGUUUACUGCAAGUCAAACCCCAAGCACAAGCAACGACAAGGUUAA